AUGUCUGCGAACUUUGCUGCAAUUCAGCCAACUUCUGAGCUCGCCGAGGCGGAUGGAGCUCAAAGUCAGAACAAGACGGCUCAUGACUUGAUGCACACAGUAGAGUUUAUAUCCAUUCAUUUUUGACGUUGACGUUUUUCAGAAAGAGCCUAUUCUUCCAUCCAACAACAUCACUGCGAGAGGAUUGAAGGUAAGCUAGUUGGCAGUAGGAAUAAUCAAAAACGUGUGUUUCAGAGAGCUCUCACCGGAGAUGUGGAUCCGACUCUUGGUACUGUGCCGAAACAGAUGAAGACUGCCCGCACACCGACAGAGAGCGAAGGGAAUGAACCGGUGGCGGACACUUCUGAGGUGAUGGAAGUGGACGUUGAUUCGAAGGACCCGGCCGCCGAUCAGAAUAAGGCGUUGGUACUGUUUUGUGGAGGUAGAAUGGAAAUUGUAAGCGAUUUGUUCUAGCUAUUUUCUCAAUUUCCGGUUUCCAGGAGAUAUAUAAUCCUAUCAAAAAGGCUCUGCUCGGGAUAGGGUAUCUUCCGUUCAUUAGAGACGACGUCAAGAUCGACUUGGCAGAGCUUCUGGAGCUGGCGGAUCGCGAUAUGAUAGAGUUCCUGAAGCCACGAGAGUACGCGAACUUCUACCGUCAGGAGGUAAACUUAUAGUUUGGUUGAGAAAUCAGAGAUACGCGAUAGUUUGAAAAAAAAAAGUUAUAACCGAGCAUAAAAUUUUAGAUCUUGCCGGCGUUCGCAAACUGGCAGGUCUUCAAAGAACAACCAGGCUUCUUCUUGGACAGAAACGCAGACUCAUUCGAAGUGCCGUGGUGGACAAGACAUGGAGGAAUGGUUGAAGAACCAGUGUCCCCCAGACCGGAUAUAUUUCCCCAUCAGCAUUUGAGAUGCAUAUUCAGGUGGGCUCUGAAAAGAUGUAUUAAAAUAUCAACGAGUAACGUUUUAAGACUAUUGGACGAUAUCAAUCUUCACGAGAAGUUGAGUGCUCCCAUGCAGAACCUUAACAAACUGCUUGAGGAAAAAUUAUCGAAAAUGGAGGAUAUGGCGAAGAUUUACGAGACAAUGAUGGAGGAGCGCGACAAUACGAUCACCUUGUACAAAAAUGCGCAUGAAACGCAGGUUCGGGAUGCCGAAGCUCUCACAAAUGCUUUCGAUGCACUGCAACAACGGAAUCAGCAGCUCACUGAGACAAUCGGCGCUCUUCGCGUCGUAAACAUCCAACUGCAAACGAAUCUUCGCGCGGAAACGAGAAGAAGAGAACAAUAUGAGCGUCGACGCCGUUUCAGGGUAAUUGUCAAUCUUUGAGAACAUUUGCUGAAUACGCAACUUUCAGAGAAGAGGAUUCAUUGAGGAAAGUGACGACGACACGGAGAGGGAGGAGUUGGACGACCUCUUCGGACCUCCCGGACGCCGUUAUCUGUGA
Messenger RNA from Caenorhabditis sp. 36 PRJEB53466, 1422 nucleotides. The record is from the annotation of a GenBank genome assembly. NCBI's taxonomy places the organism in Eukaryota, Metazoa, Nematoda, Chromadorea, Rhabditida, Rhabditidae.